AUGGGGAAAUCUCAGAGCAAAUUGUCGCCAGAGCAGCUCCAGGAUCUUACAAAAAACACUUACUUCGACAAGAAGGAGCUGCAACAAUGGUACAAAGGCUUCCUUAAAGAUUGUCCCUCAGGUCAACUCGACAAGGAGGAGUUUGGCAAGAUCUAUAAGCAGUUCUUCCCCUUCGGCGACCCCGGCGAGUUCGCUGACUACGUCUUCAACGUCUUUGACGAGAAUAAGAACGGCACCAUCGACUUCAAGGAGUUCAUCUGCGCUCUCUCGGUUACCUCGCGGGGGCGGCUCGACGAGAAACUCAAAUGGGCAUUCCAAUUAUACGAUAUCAACGGCGAUGGGCAGAUUUCGUACGACGAAAUGCUACAAAUCGUUCGGUCCAUAUACAAGAUGACUGGUCAAAUGGUCAAACUACCCUCUGAUGAAGAUACUCCCGAGAAGCGAGUCGACAAGAUUUUCCGAAACAUGGACCGGGAUAAAGACGCGAAGCUAACAUAUGACGAAUUCGUCGAGGGCAGUAAGCAGGAUCCUACAAUAGUACAGGCGCUAUCAUUGUACGACGGGCUAGUGUAG
Molecule: messenger RNA, 573 nt
Organism: Fomitiporia mediterranea MF3/22
Lineage: Eukaryota; Fungi; Basidiomycota; Agaricomycetes; Hymenochaetales; Hymenochaetaceae
Product: EF-hand
Exons: 6
Coding region: 1-573 (190 amino acids)
Cellular component (GO): membrane; cytosol; intracellular membrane-bounded organelle
Molecular function (GO): calcium ion binding
Source: RefSeq, a predicted model, not a curated record